This is a messenger RNA of Megalobrama amblycephala (Wuchang bream), 3090 nucleotides long. RefSeq names its product nucleus accumbens-associated protein 2. The record is from RefSeq and is a predicted model, not a curated record. Gene Ontology annotation, molecular function: DNA-binding transcription factor activity, RNA polymerase II-specific; protein binding; RNA polymerase II cis-regulatory region sequence-specific DNA binding. NCBI's taxonomy places the organism in Eukaryota, Metazoa, Chordata, Actinopteri, Cypriniformes, Xenocyprididae. Gene Ontology annotation, biological process: regulation of transcription by RNA polymerase II.
AGAUCUGAAACGGGCAUGAUGUCUCAACUCUUGCACAUGGAGAUUCCAAACUUUGGCAGCACUGUUCUGGAGCUGAACGAACAGCGGCUGCUGGGCCAGCACUGCGAUGUGGCCAUCAUGGUCAACGGACAGGCCUUCAAGGCCCAUCGCGCCGUUUUAGCAGCCAGCAGCCUCUACUUCCGUGAUCUGUUCAGCGGUAGUGCCCAGACACUCUUUGAGCUGCCCUCAUCUGUGGCCCCAUCCUGCUUCCAGCAGAUUCUGUCAUUUUGCUACACGGGCCGGAUGACGGUGAGUGCCAGCGAUCAACUGAUGGUCAUGUACACCGCAGGCUACCUUCAGAUCCAGAACAUCGUGGAGCGGGGAAUGGACCUCAUGUUCAAAGCCAGCGCACCGUACUGCGACUCACAGACAUCUGCCACAGACGAUCCCCCUAGCCCAAACAACAACAACUCCUCCCUGUUGCUAGGCGACCAGCCCACAACUGUCUGCAAGAUCAAGGAAGAGAAGUUGGAGACCCCGGUGUGUGCACAGAAUGGGGAGCUAAAGCACUCAGAGGAGGACAGGGGACCUAGGGUCAGAUCUUUAAGGAAUGGGACUCUUUUCUACACCAGUGGAGGUGUGAACGGGGUCAUACCCGUGAUGCAUGCUUACGAGCACUCGACCCGAGAUCAUGCCAGCCCUGGUGCCUCAAGCCUCCCGACCACAGACAGCCCAACUUCACACCAAAACGAGGAGGAGGACUUUGAAGACGACUCAUACGAAAGCCUGACAAACGGAAAGAUCUUUGGGAGCUCGUCUGGGAUCUAUAGCAUGCAAGAGAAGAUGGAGGUGUCCUCCCUGCCUCUGUCCUUGGAGAACCGUUUCUGUGUGCUGUUGGGAGGAGACAGAGAGGCUCUGCCCGCCGGACUCAUCAGCCAGAUCGGCUACCGUUGCCAUCCUGCUCUCUACACAGAGGGCGACCCUGGAGAGAGACUGGAGCUGAUUGGAGGAUCUGGUGUCUUCAUGACUCGUGGGCAGCUGAUGAACUGUCACCUCUGUGCUGGGGUCAAGCACAAAGUCCUGCUGAGACGGCUUCUAGCUGCUUUUUUUGACAGGAAUACACUGGCUGACAGCUGUGGGACUGGAAUACGUUCCUCCAACUGUGAUCCGAAUCGCAAACCACUGGACAGCCGCAUACUCAACACAGUGAAACUCUACUGUCAGAACUUUGCCCCUAACUUUAAAGAAAGCGAGAUGAAUGUUAUCGCCGCAGACAUGUGCACCAAUGCCCGGAGAGUUCGCAAGCGCUGGCUCCCCAAGAUCAAGUCCAUGCUUCCAGAGGCGAUUGAGGUAUACAGGGGGACUGCAGUCCUCAGCCAGGUGGAAGGAACCACCCAUCCAGGUGGUGGCUUUCCCUUUGAGUCAGAGUUCAAACACCUGGCAGCGUCAAAUCUGACUCUGGAGCAGCAUCUCUAUGGAGACUGCAGAGAGACACUGAGGAAUGGCUCUCACUUCAAUAUGGAAGAGAGGUCCCAAAAAGGUGAAGCAGCCAAGACUGAGCCAGGCCGAGCCAAAGAGUCUGACACCCCGCAGGAAGUUGAAAGGCUUCCGGAAAGUCCUGAGAGAGCUGCCAGCGUGCUCGCUCUCAACCCAGCCAGCAAGAAAGGGGAAAAAGAGCGGGCAUCCAGCAGCCCCAGAUCACAAAAAGAGGAACAGAACAGACAGAGACCACUUAAAGAGGAUCAGUGACUUCCUCUACUUCAUACUAUUAAAAACUGGUCUGCAGCUUCUCACACCAAAAAGGAUCAUUAUCAAUAAAGGCAACUCUCCCAUGCCAUUGAACAUUACAUUAAAGCUGCAUGAUCAUGGAAACUGGACAUAUAACAUUUUUUUCCAGGAUAUAUUGAAGAACGUCUGCAUUAAAUACAGUUGUGCUCACAAUUUUCCCUUCCCCUUGCAGAGUCUAUAAAAUGUUUUCAAUUUAUUACUGUCCUUAUGAAGCUAUUUGAAAGAUAUUUACUCAUAUUCCACAAGACAGAAUAACUGAAUUUACACAACUGAUCUUUUUCAAAAGUUUACAUACCCUUGGUUUUUAAUAUCAUAUAUUACCUCAAGCAUCAAUGACUGUUUGUAGUCUUUUGUGAUAGUUGUGCAUGAGUUCAUGGUUUGUCCUGUGCAGUGAAGCUGUUCUUUGACAAAGCCUCCAGGUCCUGUAAGUUAUUUGGUUCCUCAGCAUGCUCUGCACAUUUGAGUUUUUCCCUACAGUGGCAAUAUAAUGUUGAGAUCCAGUUUUGCCACUAUGGAUAAUUGAGGGACUCGUGCAAAACUGUGAUGCUUGAGGCAACACACAAUAUCAAGAAUCAAAGGUAUGUGAAUGUCUGAAUAGGAUAUUUUGUGUAAUUUAAGUUACUAUUUUUUCUUAUAAAAACUAUGUGUUAUGCAGCUUCUUCAGGGCAGUAUUAAAUAAAAAAAAUCAUAUUGUUUUUAGGAUUACAUCUCUUAUUUUUUUAAAAAAUGAUAAAUGUCUGAUUCCCCAAGGGGUAUGCAAAAAUCUGAGCAUGACUGUAUAAGAAAUUGUAAGGAUUUUUCAUGGAGCCACUUAGCAUACAUAAAAAUGCAGGCACAUAUACAAGCUCAGUACAUUAAGGCAAUCGGCAGUGCGUUUUUUAUGAAUGCAUGUGAUGCAUAAGCUCUGGCAUUUCUGACUAAAUACUCUUGCCAAUUACAGAAACAAGUGGAUUAUGGACUUCUGCAUGGCAAAAAUAAGUGAAGGACAAAGGCCCUCCUUAAUAUAACAUGACUUACAUGCUUCAGAAAUCAACUAUACUGCUUUAACUCCAGCUGGACAGUGGGGUUGCUCUGUACAAAGCUGACUGUGGGACUGCUGAGUUCAGUACAGUAAGGGAAGCUGAACAGAGAACAACAGUUCUCUAGAGAGUAGCUUGGACUCUCAGUUUUCCCUCUCAAGCUUUUUAAUCUCUCUCUUGUUCUCAAGCUGCUGUAUAGUAAAUGCUUGCCUGUUUUUUUGCAUAUCAGCUGGUCUGGACAUUUGAAACGGGAUUGUAUGAUUGUUUUUGGAAGUGAAAUAAAGGAAAGGAUUAUUUUGAGGGA